AUGCUGCGAUGGCGACACAUCCUCUCGCAGCCAGGCUCCCGGACGUUAUAUAAUGCCGCGCCUUCACAUGGCGUCACGAUCAACGAAGCGCUCAUCCAGCCAAAACCAACGCCGACGCCGAAGAAAGCCAGUGAGCUAGCCAACCGACGACCCUCCGGCCUACGCACGAAGAUACUAGAAGAAGUCCAACGAGGACUCUGUUCUCGCCACCUUCUCCGCGCCAUUCUUCGCGAAUGCACCUACCUGCCCGACAAAUGGGCGCGACAAUGGACAGCUCAACGUGCUAUUUCGCGCUUCCGAAGCUACGAGUUCAAGGCAUGGGAGCAUCGGAAGGAUGAGAGCUACGGCGAAAGGCUGAUGAAGAAGGAGAAGGAGGCACGGUCAUCUCUUGCGCUUCUACGGCGCGCGAACGAGGGCGAGCGGAAGUGCUUGCUCAGGGUGCUGUUUAUGGCUUAUGGACGGGUGGGGAAGCGGAGGCAUGAGUUGAUCGAGCCAUUGUUGAGGCAAAAUACUCCGUUUAUAAGCAUUGAAACCGAAGCCGAGGAUGGAGAGCAAUUGGACCGCCAGGACGAACUGACGGCUGAAUGGCAAGGCAAUGGGCUUGGUGAACCACCGCACGAACAGCAAGACGAACGACAACACGACAUUGCCGACAAGGGCAAGCAAUCCCGCACGCUCGAUCUCACGCCCCAAUUCACCGCGCUCGUCAUGUCACAGAUGAAGAACGCACCCCCGAAACUCGUACGUCCGAACCCACGUCACAUCCAGCCGGUCAUCCCAGAGCGCAACACCUGGCUCCGUCCGAUGCCACAGAAGCGCAUCAAGAACAUGAAGCAGAAACACUACGCCUACCUGCUCGACCGCAUCCAGCCGCCGUUGCCAUCGGAACAGUGGUUGCGUCUGCGAGGUCUUGCUCUCGGGUCGAUUCAUGCUGAGCCUGUUCCUGCUCGGCGAGGCAAUGCACGUGCAUCACCGGGGUUGGAUGAAGGUAACAGCGCGCUCGAAAUGGUGGUCCAGCGACCAAAGGUGCCGCUCACUGUGUUUGGUAGCAAGGACGGGCAUGCUCUUAUGCAACGUUUCUUGCGGAGAGUGUACACGGAAGUGUUCAGUCAGUGUCCGAUGAUGGAGCUGAAGGAGGGGAGUUCAGACGAGUGGGAGAUCACUUGGGGUGGCGAGAAGACAUUGGCGCAGUAUCAAGCACGGCUUCAUGGCAAAGGUCACACGACAGAUGCUUGA
Molecule: messenger RNA, 1236 nt
Organism: Saxophila tyrrhenica
Lineage: Eukaryota; Fungi; Ascomycota; Dothideomycetes; Mycosphaerellales; Extremaceae
Exons: 1
Coding region: 1-1236 (411 amino acids)
Source: RefSeq, a predicted model, not a curated record